Molecule: messenger RNA, 525 nt
Organism: Punctularia strigosozonata HHB-11173 SS5
Lineage: Eukaryota; Fungi; Basidiomycota; Agaricomycetes; Corticiales; Punctulariaceae
Product: glycosyl transferase
Exons: 3
Coding region: 1-525 (174 amino acids)
Biological process (GO): dolichol-linked oligosaccharide biosynthetic process
Molecular function (GO): hexosyltransferase activity
Source: RefSeq, a predicted model, not a curated record
AUGGCCAAAACAGCUUUCGUCACGGUUGGCUCUACCAAGUUCGACGACCUGGUGACGGCGUUCUCUCGCGAAGACGUAAUAUCCAGCUUGCAGUCGAAGGGUUACACCAGGCUUAACAUCCAGUGCGGACAUUCAUAUGCAUCCGACUCCGGCACAUAUCCCCAACUUCAAGACGUGAGGGUGAUCGAGACCGGAGGGUUGCGCAUUGAGCAGUUUCGGUUCAAACCUUCGCUGGAGGAAGACUUCAGGUCUGCGGAUCUCGUCAUCAGCCAUGCAGGAUCUGGCACAAUCUUGGAAGUGCUGCGCAUGGGCAAACCGCUGAUCGUCGUGCCGAACUCUACACUUAUGGACGAUCAUCAGACGGAGCUUGCUGUCAAGCUGGAUCAGUUAGGGUAUCUGAAGGCCAGCACGGUCAGCGAUAUAGCGCGAGCCAUUGCCGAUUUCAAUGCGAGCGAAAUUGUCCCCUUCCCUGGCUUUACCCCAGAAAGGUUCUCGUCGUUGCUGAACAAGGAAAUGGGCUUUUGA